AUGUCAUCAGAACGGUACAAAAUCUCCCUGUCCGGUCUGAAGUAUCUCGAGUCUCCGGAACUCUGGAAGAUCAUCGAGUCAGACGGUGAGCUUGCACCCCAUGCCAAAGACAUUGUGCAGAAACGCUUCAUCGCCAACAACAUCUACACCGUACCCAGCGCCAAAGCCUUCAGAAAUCUGACUGACCACACAUCCGACCCCAUCGCUGACAUUAUUAGGUACGACCGUGUCAAAACCCUGAAGAGUCUCGUCGACGCCGGCCUCAGCCUCCAGCACUACAGCCGCAGCGGCUGGAAGCUCCUCGGCCUGGCUCUGGCCUCCAAAGCCGAACGCAUCUCCCGGUACAUCAUCGACUCGUCCUCUCCGGAGGACCUCUGCGGACGCAUAGGCGCCAUCAACGACUGCGAAGAGGGCACGUUCCUCUCUCUCGCCGCAACCUGGGAUGCAUCGAUCUUCGCGCAAUUGUGGGACCGCAUUCGCCACCUCCCCAGCAACCAGCGCAGAUUGUCCGACGACGCCAUUUACGCGCUGUGCAGAUUCUGCGAUGCCCGUUUGGCGGAGUGUCUGAUGGCUGAUGGGGUCGAUCUGGCUGCGUUUGUUCAUGGCACCUCGGGCGAGACGGCCUGGCAUGCGGCGGCCGAGUGUGCCACCGAUUCGGAGUUUCUCGAGUGGAUUGCGGUUCGGUCGCCGGAGAAUAUCAAUAGAAAGACACUGGGUGGUAUGACGCCUCUCAUGAAGGCUGCCGUCUUCAAUCGUUUUCCGGAAGUCGCCGUCUUUCUGCUCUCGUGUGGCGCCGAUCCAACACUUGUCAAUGAUGCGGGUGAUACGGCAGCCAGUCUGGCGCGGCAGUAUGGUAACCAGGCUUUGGUGGAUUUGCUCAUGAGUGAAGAGUAG
Aspergillus thermomutatus is the source of this 894-nucleotide messenger RNA. Its product is annotated as ankyrin repeat domain-containing protein. The transcript has a single exon. Lineage: Eukaryota; Fungi; Ascomycota; Eurotiomycetes; Eurotiales; Aspergillaceae. The record is from RefSeq and is a predicted model, not a curated record. The coding region runs from base 1 to 894 and encodes 297 amino acids. Gene Ontology annotation, molecular function: protein binding.